AUGCGGUGCUUGUCUCUUCUCUCGUCUGCCCUCAUGGGCUUUACGCUGGCAGCGACCGUCUCUGCUACCCCGGUCCCUCCCCAGAAUGCACCCGUCAUCGAGGACAACGAUCCCGACUUGGUUUACCAGGUCAAGCUUCUUGACAAAGACAACACGACCGUCACUGGUCAAUUCACUGCCUGGGCUACCAAGGUUGGAGUCGGCAUCAAGAUUCAUGCUGAAGUCUCGGGCCUCCCCAACGGAGAUCUUCAUUACCCCUAUCAUAUCCACGAAAAGCCCGUUCCCGAGGAUGGCAAUUGCUACGCGACCGGUGCCCAUCUUGACCCUUACAAGCGUGGCGACGACCCUCCUUGUGACAUCAAGGCGCCGCAGACCUGCCAGGUCGGCGAUCUGAGCGGCAAACACGGUCCCAUAUUCGCUCCGGACGAUGAGACUUACGAAGUCUUCUACACCGACUACUAUCUCUCGAACCAGGAAGAAGACCCUGCCUUCUUCGGUAACCUGUCCAUCGUCGUUCAUGCACCCAACAAUACCCGGCUGAACUGCGGCAACUUUGUGCCCUUGAAUUCCCUCAAGAGUGAGGAAUCUGAACAGCCCGAGGAGCUUCAACCCGAGGAACUUGAGCCUGAGAAAUCAGAGGACUGA
This is a messenger RNA of Aspergillus melleus, 645 nucleotides long. It is a transcript of the gene SOD4, whose product is annotated as putative cytosolic Cu/Zn superoxide dismutase. The transcript has 2 exons. Gene Ontology annotation, cellular component: extracellular region. Gene Ontology annotation, biological process: removal of superoxide radicals. The coding region runs from base 1 to 645 and encodes 214 amino acids. The record is from RefSeq and is a predicted model, not a curated record. Gene Ontology annotation, molecular function: copper ion binding; superoxide dismutase activity. Lineage: Eukaryota; Fungi; Ascomycota; Eurotiomycetes; Eurotiales; Aspergillaceae.